AUGGGCUGUGUCGGAGUUGGGAUCCUAGCACUACCGCGUACAGCAGCUUUCGCUGGUUGGCUCGCCGCCUUGCUUGGUCUCAUUUUCGCCGCACUCGUCAAUCUCUACAAUAACAUUAUUCUAUGGCGUACUCUUUUCCUCACCGCCCAGGGUGAAGAUCGAGUGGCUAGGUCUUACGAGCAUGCAGUUCGAUCUACCUUUGGUGUCAGCGGCUCGAUCUACAGCGGAAUCAUUGUGCAUGUCCUGCUCAUUUCCGUGUGUGUCGCGAUGCUUAUUUUGAUGGGGAAUACUACGGAGGCUAUGACACGAGUCCUCAAUAGGCAAGCCUGGAUUGCUCUGUGGACACUUGUGGGUAUCCCUUUCUCGUGGAUAAAGGAAGUUAAAGAUGUUGGCUUCAUUGCAGUCUUUGGUGUCACAUCUGCUUCUGCGAUGGUGAUCGUUAUAAUUGUUGCAUCGGCUGACAGAAUGGUUACUGAUGGUAUCUCUGAAGGCCUUGCUGUCGUGCCCAGUGAUGCUUUGGAGUUUAUAGCGGCCUUAGCCUCAUACUUCUAUGUCUACAGUUUCACCGCUGCGUCACCCACUAUUUGCUAUCAUAUGACCAAGCCCGAGAACUUCCCCAAAACGGUGGUGGUUGCAACUAUCUUCAUCACACUAUUGUAUUCAUCUGUGAUGGAGCUGGGAUACGUGGGCUACG
Perkinsus marinus ATCC 50983 is the source of this 694-nucleotide messenger RNA. RefSeq names its product amino acid transporter, putative. Gene Ontology annotation, molecular function: amino acid transmembrane transporter activity. Gene Ontology annotation, cellular component: vacuolar membrane. The annotation marks the transcript as partial. The record is from RefSeq and is a predicted model, not a curated record. Gene Ontology annotation, biological process: amino acid transmembrane transport. The transcript has a single exon. NCBI's taxonomy places the organism in Eukaryota, Perkinsozoa, Perkinsida, Perkinsidae.